This is a messenger RNA of Centruroides sculpturatus (bark scorpion), 640 nucleotides long. RefSeq names its product 60S ribosomal protein L39 (gene RpL39). Lineage: Eukaryota; Metazoa; Arthropoda; Arachnida; Scorpiones; Buthidae. The record is from RefSeq and is a predicted model, not a curated record. Gene Ontology annotation, biological process: translation. Gene Ontology annotation, cellular component: cytosolic large ribosomal subunit; ribosome. The coding region runs from base 50 to 286 and encodes 78 amino acids. The transcript has 3 exons. Gene Ontology annotation, molecular function: structural constituent of ribosome.
AAUUUUUAAAGCUAUAAUUGGGCUUUAUUCCAAAAAUAAUUUUUCUUUUAUGCAAUUGAGAGCUGGCAACGUUCGUCGACAUAACGAAAUCCGGCAUUUCUUGAAAAGUUGUGGCUUGUAUAAUUUCGAGAUGGCAGCCCAUAAGACCUUUAAAAUCAAACAGAAGCUAGCAAAGAAGAUGAAACAGAAUAGACCUAUCCCACAGUGGAUAAGACUUAAAACUGGAAAUAGCAUUAGAUACAAUGCAAAAAGGCGUCACUGGAGAAGAACCAAAUUGAAACUUUAAAGAAUUUUGGCUCUUCAUAAGGAUACACCUUAUGAAAAAGCACAUUGCACUCUGUUGUUAAAUGUACAUGGAUAUGAUUUUUAUUAUUUUUAUCUUUUUUAAAAUGUGUACAGUAAUAACUGAAGUUCACUUUUGUGUAAACAGAAUGAGGACAGUAUCUUACAGAUUAAUGAAACAGAUUCUAAAAUAAUUAUAAAAAUAUUAAUGCUAAAAUUGUUUGUAUAUUUAAAUAUUUUUGUUAAAAAAAUAAUACUGGUUUGAAUAUUCAAGUCAUUUGGAAAAAUGUAAUGUAAAAUUGAACUGUUAAAUUUCAGAUAUGUAAAAAAAUAUCCAUAAUAAAAUAUUAACAGAGGG